AUGAUGUCAAGACAGGCCUUUCUCUGCAGUUUGGGAUCUCUGUAUUUGUCCCUUCUGUUUGUAUUUCUUCUAAUGGAUGUUUAUGCAAGGCCUGCAAAUAACUCGGCUCUCAAAGAAAAGCCAGCUGACAGUAAAGAUGAGAAUGAGAUCUUGCCCCCAGAUCACUUGAAUGGGGUCAAAAUGGAGAUGGAUGGACACCUUAACAAAGAAUUUCAUCAAGAAGUUUUUCUAGGAAAAGAGAUGGAAGAAUUUGAGGAAGAUUCAGAACCCAGAAAAAAUAGGAAGAAGCUCAUGGUCAUCUUUUCAAAGGUGGAUAUAAAUAAUGAUAAAAAGAUAGGUGCAAAAGAGAUGCAGCGCUGGAUCAUGGAAAAGACAGAUGAACAUUUCCAGGAAGCUGUGGAAGAAAAUAAAAUGCAUUUCCGAGCUGUGGACCCUGAUGGUGAUGGCCAUGUGUCCUGGGAUGAAUAUAAAAUUAAAUUUUUGGCAAGUAAGGGCUUUAAUGAAAAAGAGAUUGCAGAGAAGAUCAGAAACAAUGAAGAGUUGAAAAUAGAUGAAGAAACACAGGAAGUUUUAGAUAACCUGAAGGAUCGGUGGUACCAAGCUGACAACCCACCUCCUGAUCUGUUGUUGAAUGAAGAAGAAUUCUUGUCCUUUCUUCAUCCGGAGCAUAGUAGGGGAAUGCUGAAGUUCAUGGUGAAAGAAAUCAUCCGAGAUUUGGAUCAAGAUGGAGAUAAGAAACUUACCCUUUCAGAGUUUAUUUCAUUACCUGUUGGUACUGUCGAGAACCAGCAAGCUCAAGAUAUUGAUGAUGACUGGGUAAAAGACAGAAGGAAGGAGUUUGAGGAGGUCAUUGAUGCUAACCAUGAUGGUAUUGUCACAAUGGAAGAGCUGGAGGAAUAUAUGGAUCCUAUGAAUGAAUACAAUGCCCUAAAUGAAGCAAAGCAAAUGAUAGCAGUAGCAGAUGAAAAUCAAAACCAUCACUUAGAGCUGGAGGAGAUCCUGAAAUAUAGUGAAUACUUCACAGGCAGCAAGCUUAUGGACUAUGCACGUAAUGUCCAUGAGGAGUUCUGA
Phaethon lepturus (White-tailed tropicbird) is the source of this 1071-nucleotide messenger RNA. It is a transcript of the gene SDF4, whose product is annotated as stromal cell derived factor 4. Gene Ontology annotation, molecular function: calcium ion binding. Gene Ontology annotation, cellular component: endoplasmic reticulum. Bases 1 to 1071 code for a protein of 356 amino acids. NCBI's taxonomy places the organism in Eukaryota, Metazoa, Chordata, Aves, Phaethontiformes, Phaethontidae. The transcript is spliced from 6 exons. The record is from RefSeq and is a predicted model, not a curated record. Gene Ontology annotation, biological process: calcium-ion regulated exocytosis.